Messenger RNA from Hypanus sabinus (Atlantic stingray), 3836 nucleotides. It is a transcript of the gene fam78ab, whose product is annotated as family with sequence similarity 78 member Ab. Bases 860 to 1717 code for a protein of 285 amino acids. The transcript is spliced from 2 exons. NCBI's taxonomy places the organism in Eukaryota, Metazoa, Chordata, Chondrichthyes, Myliobatiformes, Dasyatidae. The record is from RefSeq and is a predicted model, not a curated record.
CCAGGAGGUCAUUCAUUCCACGUCAAAGAGAAACUAGUCUGGGGAGUGACAGUGGAGCGAGGGGACGGGGAGCGGUUAUAAUAUUUGUUACGUUACUGAUACCGACACAGGGACGAGAAACUGACGCGGUGCAGCUCAGGGACAUUAAUUUAUCCCAAGCAGUGACCCAACGGCAACGCGGUGUUGUAAUGGGCAAAUAAUGUGAAGUAUUGUGAGCGGUAGCGACAGUGCGAAGCUGCUGGCCGGCCGGGCGAUGACUACAGUCAGCAGCCGCAGGAGGGUGGGUUCAGAGAGAGAAAGCGAUAGGAAGUCAGCAACAUCCUCAAAACUGUUACCGGCAGCCCCAGGGCGCACGCACACACACUCAGGCGGGAGUUUCGGCGUCCACCUUCUAUUCUGCCGCUGAGUCGAGCUGGUAGGACACUCUGGACAGGACAAGAGAGAGAGGGAGAGAGAGACGGCGGCAGUCCCAGCUUCACUUCCUUGCUGGGACAUGGCCCGGAGCAGGCGAGCCCGAGCCCAGGAAGCUGCAACCCAGCGACCGUGCACUGGGAACCGGGUUUUAUGUCCUUCUCACCUGAAUGAGAAUUAGUUCGCUCCUCGCUUCGGGACUCAACGAGAAAAAGGGACGAGGAGUCAUCGGCUCUCCCAUUCAAAUCUCUCCACAGAAACCCUUCCCCCUCACCAAAAAAAAGGGUUAAGGAUUUUCUACACGAAAGCGGUGUUAUUUACUUACAGUGUGUUUUAAAACACAAAAGCAUAAGGCCUGUCAGGAGCCGAUUUCUCUCCAGCCUUCAGUAGAAGGUUGAAUGAACGUCUGCUAUGGGAGCUUGUUGACCGAGUUCUUCCCGCGGUGCAGAUGUCAAUGGUGCGCCUGGUGACUUGGGGACUCGCGUCUCUCGCUCUCCUCGUCUUCCUACAAAGUGCCAUGGGUUGUAUCAACAGCCUCGCCUGCAAGCCGAGAGUGUGCCGGGACUCCAUCUCCCUGCAGGAGGUGUCGGCCAGCAUCGACAGUAACCCCACCAGCAUCGACGAGUCGUCUGACAUCGUGCUGCGCUACCGGACUCCCUACUUCCGAGCCUCGGCGCGGGUCUGCGUGCCCCCGAUCCUCAAGGCGGACACCUGGGUGGUCGGCUGGAUUCAGGCGUGCAACUACAUGGAGUUUCACAACGCGUACGGCGAUGUGGGCAUGUCCAGCUGGGAGCUGCCGGAUCUCAGAGAUGGAAAGAUCAGUGCAAUAAGUGACUCUGAUGGAGUGAAUUAUCCUUGGUACGGUAACACAACCGAAACCCACACAAUAGUGGGGCCCACCAGAAGGGAAGUGCGCUUUACCGUCAGCAUGAAUGACAACUUCUACCCAAGCGUCACCUGGGCCAUCCCUGUCAGCAAGUCCAACAUACCCCAACUAUCCAGUAUAAAGAGAGACCAAAGCUUCACCACUUGGCUGGUCGCCGCCAAUCAAGAUACAGGUGAGAUAAUCAUCUUGCAAACAAUCAAAUGGAGAAUGAAGCUUCACAUUGCUGUGGAUCCGACAGAAAGCCUGGGACGGCGUGCUGUUCUGAUGGAGCCCAUCAGUCAAGAACAUCCUGUGAUUCUCACCAAGAACGAGCCAAUUCCACAAAAUGUGUUAAAAAAACCCAACGCAAAUGAUGCUCAGGUGCUGAUGUGGCGGCCGACUUUUGGGGAAUCGCAGGUAGUCAUCCCUCCGAAGAACUGAAAGAACAAAAUCACUAGCAAUGUGUUGAUGCUCCUGAAAUACAACACAGCACUGGAUGUUCAAAACCAACCUGUGCACUAAUCAUAUAACAACUGCUCUACCUUAAACCAAAACAGUAGAGAACAACAUCACUGUGCUGAAAUCUGAUUUGUUUGCUGAGCUAAAGGCCAUCACACUGUGGGAUCAUCUCAUCUUAAAGACUUUAGCUUUGGCUUCUGGUCCUCUGUUGACGCAUCGCACAAGUCAAAGAAAUUUUAUUGAAUGUUGGUCAAAACUGGAAUGCAAUUGCACAAUGAACAAUUUUUGCAAAAUUUUGUUUUUGUACUAGAAAAAAAACUAUCUCCUGACCAUGCUGCCUUAAGUUAGCAAAAGCAUCUCAUUGCAAGUAUUUGCCUUAAAAUGUCAAACUGAAUGCUGUUUCAUUAUGACUGCAAUAUGCGAUUGUAAACCAGCCUGCUCUUGAUCUGUGAAUAAUGUUUCUUCAUAAAUAACACGUUUCAUUUUGUGGUGAGGCCCUGAAAGUGAAUUUUCAAGUGGGAUCUAAUUAACCAACCUUAAAGUCUAUUCAUUGAUAGUCAAGAAUAUGAAUGGGGAUGUGGUACUGUCCAGAAUGGGGUGAUUUCAAGUAAUGGUCAACUUAGAACAAACCGAAGUAGACCACAAUAUUCCAAUAUCCAAGACCCUGAGAACCACCAAUAUCUCGGUAGAUUACCAAGAUGUUUUAUACCAUUCUUUCAAUUUUCAUGGAAAAGAUUUCAUAGACAAUGUAGAUCCAAUGCAUAUUAUUAAUCUAGUACCAUGGAUCAACAGGGUCAGGCUUGAAUAGGCUGCUUCAAAUCCUAUGUUAAUGUUUGUUGUGAAGACCUGAAAGACUAAACCUUCCAGCACUAGGUAGGUGAUCAUACAGUAAGAUGGGUUUCUGAUGUGUUUACCACAAGGGUUAUUACAGUUGUUCAUGUGUUUGUAUUUCCUUUUCAACAACUCCUAUCACAGAACUGUAGAGAAUUUACAACACAGAAACCCAUUUGAAUCUAACUGGUUUGUGAUAAUGUUUAAGUCCCCUUUGUAGGACUUUAUCCAACACUUUUACUAUACCCUUCUACUUCUUCCAGUCUCAUAGGUUUUUCUAGUUUACCCUUAAAUAUAUCUUUGUUGUUGAAUCAGUCCAUGAGCUACUGAGCUUUGCAUUUUCAUCACUCUGGGAAAACCUGCAUUUCUCCUGAACACCACAGUAGAUUUAUUAGUGACAAUUUUAUGUUCAUUGCCUGUAGUUUUGCGUCAUUCUGCCUCCUGCAUCACGUGAAACAGUGUCUCCACAUUGAACUUUAUCAACAUGUUAAAGCCAUCUCUCAGAUCACAGGGGAAUAGCUGUAAAAUGGUUUGAUGUAAUCCAUAUGACAAUCAGGGUAUUUGUUUAGAAAAUGGUGGCAUCCUCUAUGUCAGACUGAGGUGCCGAUAAUAAUUUAGUACGUUAAGACUAUGUGCCCCUUAACUUAUUAAUCAGCAUGAAAGAGAACGUGUUAAGGGCAACCAAGCCUGCAAUGUUAAUUUAUUGAACUACUCGGCUGUAAGGUUUUUGGAAAUUAUGUAAACUUGAUGAUGUUGCUAUUAUUGUGAAACAUUGCAACAUUUGCACCCUGACAACUGAAUCUAAAAUGGAUCUGUUUUUUUUUGCUGAAGUUGUGAAGGCUACAAAAGAAAAAAAGCUUGAAAAAUACAAUUAAAAAAGUGAAAUUGUGUACUUGUCCUCUCAACUUGUUGUCCCCAUUAUUCUCUGCAUUUACACCCUUGUGUGGAAAUGAGGAGUUAGGAUUAACUAUAGGCUGUUCCUGGGUAACAAAUGGGUUUACUUCUACAAAUGUCCUUCAGAUUGAAAAUACACACGAUCUGGGAACCAUACCUCCAAGGUAUGUUAGUGAAUGGAAUCAAAAGUACACAGUGCUGUGUAUUUAAUAUUUGAGUAACAUAGUAAAUAUUAUUUGAUUAAGUAUUCUUCAUUGUUUACAUAAUUCAUUACGGGUUAUAUGUAAAAGUAUGUGAAUGGCAAACGUCAUUAAGCCACCAAGUCAUUGGUGCACGCCUCACUAAAAGUAAAACAAAGUACACACGCAAUUCCUGG